AUGGCACGCGAAAUCCGCGCCGUCCAUCUCUGGCCCCGCGGAAAACUGAUCGAGCGCCCGAUCGAUCGAGCCAUCCAUGGUCGCUGCCUUCCGAUGGUACUCGAAAACCUCGCCGCCGCCCUCGAUCCGGAUGCAAUUUCCCGGCGAUUCGGUGCUCGGUUCGUCUCCCUCCGCGCUCGGGCUCGCGUACUCGGCCAAGCUGUCGGCGAUCCACGGGCCGGAUUCGAGCCCGGUAUCGGGUUUCGGGCCGGGCCGGGCGGACCUUGCUCGGCGGCUCUUCCGGCGGCCGCUUCCGACUGGGACGCUGCGGAGGGACCCACCCCUGGUCCAGUAGCGGCGGCAGGCUCUACAGAGGUAGCGAGGCUGGGAGAGGCUGUAAUUGUUGUAGUAGCAGAACUUGGUGUUGGCAGAGGCGCAGCGGGGGCAGCUGGGGGCCGCCUCAGUGAUGCUGCUCUGCCACCUGGCGGCGCCGGCGGGCGGAGGACGGCGGCCGAUUGA
This is a messenger RNA of Striga asiatica, 498 nucleotides long. NCBI's taxonomy places the organism in Eukaryota, Viridiplantae, Streptophyta, Magnoliopsida, Lamiales, Orobanchaceae. The record is from the annotation of a GenBank genome assembly.